Messenger RNA from Hyalella azteca, 9311 nucleotides. RefSeq lists its product as uncharacterized. Gene Ontology annotation, cellular component: dendritic spine; postsynaptic density; postsynaptic membrane. NCBI's taxonomy places the organism in Eukaryota, Metazoa, Arthropoda, Malacostraca, Amphipoda, Hyalellidae. Bases 21 to 7010 code for a protein of 2329 amino acids. Gene Ontology annotation, molecular function: ionotropic glutamate receptor binding; synaptic receptor adaptor activity. The transcript is spliced from 17 exons. The record is from RefSeq and is a predicted model, not a curated record.
GAAAAAUAUUACAAUUGACAAUGUCGGCUCGGCCUGUCCAUGGAGGCAGACCUAGAUCAGUUUUGGGCAACUGGAUAUACGAGAAGAGUUUGCGGUCACGCAAACUCUUCCAUCUCAAUGAGCACCGACCUGUGGACUCUGUGGUCCAUCUCAACGAAGACCGCAGAGAGUCCGGAUAUGAAUCUCCACCCGUUGAUUAUUCAGACCCCGAAGACAGCGAAAACUACUCACGAAAAUCCGCAAGAAAACCAAGAAAGAAGCUCCCGCUUGUGUCACCACCUCACCAACGACACGAACCUGAGAAUGCCAAGGAUUUUAACGAAGGAUACGUUACUCCUCCCAUAGAUUAUUCUGAUGGUGAGGAGGAACGUGUCUCGACGAGUAGCGCGGAUGAGAAAGUAAGGCCGCGGCCAGCCAAAGAUAAGGACAAACCAACGUUGAAACCUGCUGCCAACACUGAGACCGCGGCACAAACUCGAGCUGCUCAAUGGAAGACUUCGAACAAAUCGGACGCUAAGCAAGCCAGUGCAUUAAAAUUUACCAAAGAAGAAAGGAAAUUGGAUAGAAAUCAUAGAACUGAGUCGAACUCUAAGGAAUUAAAGCCUCUCAAAUUUGAGAAAAAGAAAUUUAGGGAGGAAGGUUCAAUGAUGAUCAAAUGGUUAGCUAAGGACCCGAAAGUUGAACGAGAAGCCUUGGAUCAACCUGAGUUAUUCCGCGAUACGAAUGACCAAACAAAAUUUGUGAGAGAGAUCGUCGAAGACUCGAAAGUAAAUGAAGUUUUAGCUGCAACGCAGAAGGUAGUGCAAGAGUCAUGUGGAGAACCUGAGUCUUGGGGAAAUGAGUUUACGAAGACGGCAACUCCUGCCAAGAAGCCGUCGCGUGUCCGCUUCUGUGAUAUGAAGCCUGAACUCCACAGUCUAAGUGAAGAUUCCGACGUAAUUGAUGAAAUAUACGAGCUGGAAAUAAAACACAAUUCACAAAUUGACCAAGAAGCGACGCAUGAUAGAAAAGAAAAUAAUUUUAAUCUGCAUUUAGUGAAGUCAAUCGACGCUACCGAUGUCAUGGCUGAUGAUGACCCAGAGAACAUCACGCCUGUGGACUAUGAGUCAUUACCACAGCUCUUCACGGGCCUUGCUAAGACUCGUCAAAGUCAAGUCUUUACCAGCCUUCAAGACCUGCAUGAAGGCGGCGACAAGCCCAAAGACUUGCCGGAGUCGCUUAGUUCCAGCAGCCACGAUCUGUCGUCCUGGAUCGCAGCUUCUGUCGAAAAAGCGAACGCCUACAAAAAGAAACUUAAGAAGAAAAAUCUCCCCGAUAUUUUCAACCAAGUUUCCAGGUGCAGCAUGGACGACGGAGGCAGUAGCCUGAGCAGCGCCUCGUACGGCUCGUGCAGCAGCUCAGGCACGGAGGAGGUCGUGCUCAGGAUACACGUGCCCGAGCUCAGCAUAGAGCGCUGCCUUACCUUCCACGCCAACGACCUCGUCUGGACUGUCAAGCAGGCCGCUCUUACCAGCCUGCCUAAGGAGCUGCGCGAGAGUUUCAACUACGGGCUCUUCUGCCCUCCGCAAAACGGACGCGCCGGCAAGUUCUUGGACGAAGAGCGGCCGCUGUCUGACUACCCGCAGUGUACCCCUCUGGGGUACUUGGAGCUGAAGUACAAGCGGCGCGUCUACAAGAUGUUGAAGCUGGAAGAAAAAACUCUACGGGCGCUGCACUCCCGCGCUAACUUGCGGCGCUUCCUGGAGGCUGUGAAGGAAGGCAACGUGGAGAAGGUGGCCAAGAUGUGCAGCAAGGGCUUGGACCCUAACUUCCAUGACCCGGAAACUGGGGACACGCCCCUGACGGUGGCGGCGCGCGGUCACCUGAAGGUGCGCAAAGGUUGCGCCGCCAUGUUGGUGGCACUCGUCAACGGCGGCGCCCUGCUGGACUACCGCACGAGGGAGGGGCUUACGGCCAUGCACCGCGCCGUGCAGGCCGACAACCUGCAGGCUGUGCGCACGCUCCUGGACCUGGGUGCCUCUCCGAACUACAGAGACCAUCGUGGCCUCACGCCGCUGUACUACUGCGUCACCUACGCCAAGGACCCGCUGGUGUGUGAGGCUCUACUGCACGACUACGCAGUUAUUGGCGUAGCAGACCACCAGGGCUGGCAAGAGACGCAUCAGGCAUGUCGCAACAAGCUGGUGCAACACCUGGAACACCUUCUGUUCUACGGUGCAGACCUAAACAGCCGCAACGCGUCAGGCAACACGCCCCUGCACGUCUGUGCUGUCAACAACCUCGAGGACUGCGCCCGAGUCCUGCUCUUCAGAGGCUGCGAUAAGAACGCGCUUAACUUCGCUAAUCAGAACCCAUACCAAGUGGCAGUCAUAUCUGGCAACCUAGAACUUGCUGACAUCAUAAACAAACAUCAGCCGGAGGAUGUAGUGCCCUUCAAGAGUCCCCCUCGCUACAACCCCCGGCGGCGGGUGUCGGGGGCGCCGCUCCUCAGGGCCACCAGCGACCCCAGACUUGAGAACCCCGGGGUCCUGAAGCCCCCCAGCCCCGCACCCUCGUCCAGGUCGAUACCGCCAUUCAGUUCAGCGUCGUCGCUGAGCGAGGCGAGCACCGGCAGCGGCUCAACGUCUGCCAGCAACAACAGCAGCAACCCCGACCCCGACCCUCACCGUACGUCUGCUGACCCUGACCCUCACCGUACAUCUGCAGACCCCGACCCUCACCGUACGUCUGCAGACCCCGACCCUCACCAUACAUCUGCUAGCAGCAAUGCAGACCCCGACCCUCACCUGACGAGAGAUGGCGGCCAGUCUGGAGGCGGUGUGACGGUAGAGGCGCUGAGCGACACAAGUAGCGGCGUCUGCUGCAGCUACCAGAGCAGUGCUGGUGACCAACCAGCCGUCAGACAGCAGCCUUCACACUACCAGGCAUCCCACUACCAGACCUCACACUACCAGGCCUCGCACUACCAGGCCUCACACUACCAGGCCUCGCACUACCAGCCCUCGCACUACCAGCCCUCGAGUGAGCACGUCCACGAAGAGGACGAAGAGGCCACAAGUGAGGGUAGCGGCAGUGAGGGUAGCGGCAGCAGUGAAGGUAGCGCCAUGACGUACGAUGUGGGCGCCCUCGUGGUGUGUGUACGACAACACGCCGAGCCCAACCAGCUUGUGCUCAACCUCGGCGACAUAGUGCAAGUGACGGGCAGCACAGACGAGGGUCUGCUGGAGGGCACGACGCGAGGGCAGACCGGCACCUUCCCGCCGGCCUGCGUACAGCCCGCGCGGACCCGCGGCCUGGCCCCCCGCACACAGGGCCAUGGCCGCCACGGUCCAGAGAUGGGGCCCACACCAGCCAGGGGCCCGCAACCCGUGGGGCCCGCACCAUCUAGUGCCCUGCAACCCGUGGGGCCUGCCCCUUCCAGUGCCCCGCAACCCGUGGGGCCAACUUCUUCCAGUGGCAUGCACUACGGCACGACACCGCGCACGAAAAAACCUCAGAUGCCCCUGGGGCGCACGGUUGUCCUGCACCGCGGUAAGAAAGGCUUUGGUUUUGUUCUGCGCGGGGCGAAGGCGACGUCUCCCCUCAUGGACCGCCUGGCAGACAAGGGGGCGGUCGCCCUGCAGUACCUCGAUGACGUCGACCCCGGCGGCGUUGCAGAUCUUGCCGGCUUGCGACGCGGGGAUUACUUGCUCAAGAUCAACGGAGAGGACGUGUCUGGGGCGUCCCACGAGCACGUCGUGUCCCUCAUCCGCCGCAGCGCAGACCUCGUCGAGAUGACGGUGGUGACGCCGGGGCUGCAGACCCUCGUGCAGCCUACAUCCUUCAGCCCUCAGACCCCUUAUCUGAGUGCUGCAGCUCGAGGGUCCCAGACCCUGCCACGCAAACUUAACUUUUCUCGGUCGCUGUCGCACAGCAACGCUCCCCCAGCGCCCCCGCCCCGGGACCCGAGCACAAGUCUGAGCGUGGGACGCGCGCGGGCCCGCAGUGUUGUGGGCAGCCUGCAGCAGCACAGUGCUGAUGGCUCGGAGAACCUCUCCUCUUGCUCGCCCUCAUACGCGCCCAAGCUUGCCUCCAUCAAAGCUCGUCCUUCCUCUGCACUUCGCAUGACCGCCUCGCAAGUCGAGGAGUUCAUUUCUGCUCAGAAAUUCGUUGGUUCGCUUCCCCCGUCCCCUAGCAACUCCGCAUCCGAUACGCGGUCUCCUCGGGUCUAUGCCAGCGUCGCUGAAAUGAAGAAAGCUAAGGCACUUCGUUCUCGACCACCCGCCGACUCGCGGCUCCACAAGGCGUUUCACUCGACGCCAGACCUCACACCAGAGACCAACCGUUCCUCCACAGCCUCAGACGACCCGUCCACAGACCUCAGCCUCCAGUCUCUCCCUGGACACAACUUGACUCUCCUACAUUCACGUCGUUCUAUGGUAGAACCUCAGGCGGCGGUAUAUUCCGCCUCUAGUCAGGCAUCUUAUUUGAGACACACACCUCUAUACGAUGGCGCAAUGCAUGGCAGUUUAGAUCACAGGCGACUCAAGAGAUCGCAGUCUGCUAUUAAUCCUUGUCAACUUCUGCGAGAUGACGGAACAAUUUCCCCCGUUUCCGGGGCUGGACAAGUUGUAAAGGUAGACAUAAGCCGUUCAAGCAGCGAAUAUGCAAGCGUAGCUCAAAGUGUAAACAAGCCUGCAGAUUUAGAAUCGUGUCCCACUUCUCCGGGAAUCAUGUCUAGCUUUAGACCCUCAGAUUCAGCCAAACUCUAUGCAUCUCCUGAAGAAAUUAAAAGCGUAGGAUAUCGUAACCCACAAAUGCUUGCUCAACUCAACCGGGUAAAGAACAAUAACUACGCUACGUCCGCCAGAUCUCAGAGUCUACCUCCCACUACCAGCAGACCGCCCUUGUCGCGGGUACCGUCUCAUCCUUACGCUGAUCCCAUUGAUACCAAUUCAUCGUUGCCCAGCAGUAGCAGCCCAAUUGAUGGCGACGACUUGCCACUUCCACCGCCGCCGCCGGAGGAAGAGCUCAUUACUUACGCUCUGCCACUGAGUAACCGAGCUGUAAAUGUGUCAAAAGUUAUGACCACUUCGUGUAUAGUCGAUAAAUCUGAUCAUUUAGACAAUAUUAACAAGCAGAUGAGCGCUUCCUUCUCUGGAACUAGUUCAUACGAACAUUUUACGAGCAAUGAUGUGGAAAGCUCUGAAGAAGAAAGUACUCAUAACUCUCAAUGUGACGAUGAGCAGAAUCCACGAACAUUGAAGCGCAAGAAACACUCGGUAGCGUUUGCUCCGAGUUCCGUCAAGUCAACGGACAAUAACCAACCUAAAGAAUCCUCUCACUAUGCUGCCCCCGUACAUGCCAGCCCAAACUCUAAAGCAGUUGUACUUCCGUCAAAAACAAUUCCAGUGUCGCAGGCUGAAAAUUUCAGCGAUCUAAUUGCCAAGAAAGCCGAAGAAAGAAGGGCGAGGCUAGAAAACAGCGGAAAUUCGACUCCCUGUUCCACAAACUCCAGCCCCAAGAGAAAUAGUUCUCAAGUCAAAGCAAAUUUGGGACUUUCAGACGCUAUUUUAGAAUCUGCUCUUUUCAACAAACAGAAAGUUUCGAAUGGCGGUAACACAGGCGAUGCGCUUGACAACGCAGGUUCCAUCACUAAUAUUCUUCAAAAAAUGAGAAAUUCCAUGUCUUGCCCCAGCGAAUUCCCAUUGCAAAAAGAAGACAAUUCCUCCAGUGAUCUCAGUUCAGACCAAGAAAUUCAACCAGGUGAAUCAUUUGUAACUGUUAUAAAUACGGAAUCGAGUGCAAUCUCUGAAGCAAAGCAAAAUGUGGCCGUGUUCAAGACUAACUCGAUUGAAGAUUAUUCCGUGUCAUCUGAAAGCUCUGAAGACGCCAGUGACAGAACAUGUAUUUUGACGAACGAUAGAACUGAAGCAGGGCAGGUGACAGAGAGUGCACUUAUUCCGCCAAAUAAAAAACUAGGCACACGAUCUAAAAAUAUCACACCAGUUUCAAAACUUCCUGUUCCUCUUGCAACCCAAUCGCCUCCAGUGACAGCUCAAAAGAACUGCACACCUAUGGCGAUCACUAGCGACCUUCUCAGUUCAAAUUACCGUUCGUCUAAUCAACUUCCUGCUUCUCAUCCUCUAUCAACGUCCCAGCCGCUCCCCGGACAUCUUCAGGGAGCUGUUCAUCCUUCCAACACACACGUUGGACAAGCUAAGUUUUCCACUCUACAGCGACCUCAAUCAAAUUCAAAGAGGUUCACUAAAGCCAACAGUGAUCAACCAUCUAGUCAACAUUCUUCAGGUGAUGGUAUUUUAAUUCGCACUCGAUCGAUUAAUAGAGAUGACCUGAAUCUCAAUUCAGGAACGGUAACUCUAGAUCGGCAUUCGUAUCAAGGCAGUCGAGGUAACAACACUUCCGGCAAAACUGAAUACGAACGAAGCAUUGAUGAGAGUCUGCAGCUCAUUAGGAUGCAUAUGAAUUCACUGAAUGAAGUAAAUUCGUUGGCAGGAAUCAAAGCUUCGCAUCCUUUAAAUGAGAAUCUGAGAGAGACCAAAUCGCUCUCGCCAAACGCAAACAAAAAUGGAGCAGAUGCAGAGGAAGUGCUUGCGCCUCCACCUCAAUUCUCGGACACUUCAGGAUUUCGUAGCAACGAGGCUACCGCUAGCAAAAGCAAAGCAUCAAUGUUCAAAGAAGCUGAGGAAGGCAGCGAGAUGCCAAUACAUGUGUAUAAGCGAAGCAAUAGAAGAGUAGAAGAAGAAUUUGCGGCGAGAUCCGAUGACGACCGCACUUUUAGGUAUAAGACUCUCGAUGAGUGGAACACAAAAGACACCACUGAUUGGCUCGAGUCUUUAUUCAUGCCAGAAUAUAAGGACUCGUUCGAAACCAAGCAGAUAGAUGGUACAAAACUGUUGAAAAUAAACAAUGAAUCUCUUAUCAACCUUGGAGUGCGCCGCGUUGGACACCGGGUAAACAUGGAGAAAUCUUUGAAGCGUUAUAGGCCUGUUGAAAGAAUCGAUCUAUAAUUUCCGGACUCCCAGUCGAUCUACCUCAAAGAGAAAAUAAUAGGUAGGAACUUUGCGAAAAGGGAAAUGGUGUUGAAAUAUAGUACGACUUUUCUCUCCAUUGCUGUGUUUGCGUGGCAUUCGACUGCUUAUGUAGGAAGUAGUCGAAUAGGCGUGAACGUCUUUGUGAGUGAAGUACUAGUGUUUGGAUCCUUAUUCAUACAUUCAGUGAAGAAAAACACUCCACGAAAGAAACUACCUUAAACUUCUCGUCCUUGUACAUAUACGGUAGGUGAGGCGUUGUAAAGUGCUGUAUCUAUACUGCUUUCUUAUUAGACAUUUGAGUUAAAUGUGUUUAUUUAAGAUAUUCAGUAUUUGAAUUUUGUGUGUUUAAUAAUUUUUUUUUAUUUUGUGAAGUUUUUGACGAGAUAUGCCAUUAGUUAUCAAGACGCAGCUCUUGGUUUCGAGUGGAGCUUUGUUAUGUCCAUCUGAAGUGAAAUGCCUUUUCUUCUAUAAUUAAUCGCAUUCAAUGAUGAAUCACGAACUACAGAUUGACAACUAUCAGCCUACUAGUGUUUUAUUUGACUAUAUAGGUAGGCGCUUUGAAAGUCGAGAACGAACUACUAAUAAUAUGAGGAAAGGAAAAUACUUACUUCUGCCUAGGAUUAUAAUUUUCAGUGUUUUGGGUCUCGUUUGGCUACAUAUUAUUAGUAGGUAUUCGUGGCCGGGUUCACUUGUUGGCUUCUGUGCAAUAAUUGUUUGAAAAUGUUAUAUGGUUGUCCCCACCUAUUGAUGUUUGUGCUCCGUCUUCUUCCAUACUCUCUCACAACCGAAAUUUGCUAUUUAAAAUUGGUUUACUUAGCUUCUGAAAUCCAACAGAAUUGUUUUCCUUUUGAUUGCUUAUAAUUCAUCGAAAACAUUUGGCUUGGCCCGCUGUUUGUUUUGUCCCUGGCCUCACUUGCAGCGGCAAUUAGUGAAGAAAUAAAACAUCGUAUGAACGUAAAUAAAACAUCGUGUGAACGUUGUAACUCCCGGAAAUCCCACUUCUAUGUCGUCCAGCCUCAUUUAAUGUAGUUGUCAACCUCGGUUAUUAUAACACCUUAAACCCUUCUGAACUUGUGUCCUGGAAUCUUUGGCUACGGCUGCUAGAUCUAUUAUUUGUUUGUGCAGUUCAUCUAGAUGGUUCUUGUGGUAUACAUUUGCUGCUCAAUUAAAGUGUAAAGUUUAGAAUUGACAACGACCGAACGUCCACGCUAGUCCCAUACAAAUCGCGCCUGUUCCCUAAACGUCCUAAGCGAUGUCGACCUAUCGAGUGUCCAUCAUCUGCCAUUAAUUAAAGAUUGAUUUCUAAUUUUUUGAUUCAGUUGCAUAGCCAUGUUUAAGAUAAUAAUAUUGAUAGACUUACUCCAAAAAUCCGACCGAAAGUGCGAUAAAUAAAUGAUUCAGAGUAUGCAAUGUUACCAAUAUUCGAAGUAUGAUUUAUUCAGAUCCUAUUGAUUAUUCUUUAGCAAUAAGUGCGUUAAGAGUUCGGUUCAAUCAUUCCACAUGUCUUAAUGCUGUUAUUUAACUGGUGAAUUUGAUAAACUUGCGAAGAGUUUCAUCUUUGUCACCAUUAUCAUAAUAUUGAAUUUUUAGACUAAUAUUCAACAAUUUGUUUGAAUUCUGUUGAGCUUGAAGAUUUCAUAAGUUUUUUUGCAGGAUAUAAAAACUUGCCACUGCCUUGUUAUGUCAUAGAAGUGUUCACACAUUCGUUUCUACAGCUCUAAUAAGGACGGUUUUGAACUUCCUUCAGAGCUGAAGCUAGAUGGCGCUGCAAAAAUUACGGCAUUAGAAUUAAAUGUAUUCAGGACAUUAACAGUUUCUACACAUGAUCAAAAUCGCCAGAAUCAUGUCAUAUAGAAUUAAAUAAUUUAUCCUUUUCAGUUGCAGAUAAUAGUGUUCGUUUCUAAAUCGGGAAGUCGUCCCCUGCAAAUAUCGAAUCAAAAGUUUCUUUGUAAACAUGGUUGUGGGUAAAGUAAACAUUUGUUUUGUCGUAGUGGGGCGAAAUAAAUGUUGUAUUUGUUGAAAUUCUUUCGAGACAAAAAUCGAUUGGCUAUUAUUAAGAAAAAAAUGCGGGCUCCUAUGAUAUGAGGGUGCAGUCAUAGUAAAUUAUUAUUUAGCCUGCAUCACAUUAAGGAGGUUUUUCAGGAUUAGCGUUGAGCUGGAAUUAGAGACCAAAAGCUUCGUCUCUGGCCAGCACCUUUAAACUUUUGUACAAUCUAGUCUUUCCCCUGUAAACCUACAAUAAUAAAUGAUUUCAAAAUAUAUUCUUCUAUUAUUCAA